This is a messenger RNA of Ochlerotatus camptorhynchus, 1411 nucleotides long. It is a transcript of the gene RpL3, whose product is annotated as ribosomal protein L3. Gene Ontology annotation, biological process: translation. Gene Ontology annotation, molecular function: RNA binding; structural constituent of ribosome. The transcript has 6 exons. NCBI's taxonomy places the organism in Eukaryota, Metazoa, Arthropoda, Insecta, Diptera, Culicidae. Gene Ontology annotation, cellular component: cytosolic large ribosomal subunit; ribosome. The record is from RefSeq and is a predicted model, not a curated record. Bases 106 to 1353 code for a protein of 415 amino acids.
CCCUUUAGCGUCAGCGCACUUUGACGGCGAGAAGACACGAUUUUUCAACAUCCUUCUUUUCCGUAUCUGUACUUCGUGGAAGUCGGACGUGUAAACGUAGACAAGAUGUCGCAUCGUAAAUUCUCCGCCCCUCGUCAUGGUUCUAUGGCCUUCUACCCGAAGAAGCGUGCCUCUCGUCACCAGGGUAGGAUAAAGGCUUUCCCCAAAGAUGAUGCUUCCAAACCGGUUCAUUUGACCGCUUUCCUCGCAUACAAGGCCGGUAUGACCCACAUUGUGCGUGAAGCAGACCGACCGGGUUCAAAGAUCAACAAGAAGGAGGUCGUUGAAGCCGUUACCAUUUUGGAAACGCCACCAAUUGUGGUUGUUGGAGCUGUUGGUUACAUCGAAACUCCAUUCGGACCACGUGCUCUGUGCAACGUUUGGGCUCAGCAUUUGUCGGAAGAAUGCCGUCGUCGUUUCUACAAGAACUGGCAUGCGAGCAAGAAGAAGGCUUUCACCAAGGCCUCCAAGAAGUGGACUGACGAUCUGGGUAAGAAGUCGAUCGAUGAUAACUUCAAGAAAAUGAUCCGCUAUUGCAAGUUCAUCCGCAUCAUUGCCCACUCUCAGAUUCGUCUGAUCAAGCAAGGCCAGAAGAAGGCCCAUAUCAUUGAGAUCCAACUGAAUGGAGGAACCAUCGAAGAUAAGGUCAACUGGGUCAAGGAACAUCUGGAGAAGCCAAUCCCAGUAUCACGGGUCUUUGCCCAGGACGAAAUGAUCGAUUGUGUCGCUGUCACCAAGGGUAAAGGUUUCAAGGGUGUUACCAGUCGUUGGCAUACCAAGAAACUGCCCCGCAAGACGCACAAGGGUCUGCGCAAGGUUGCCUGUAUUGGAGCUUGGCAUCCGUCACGUGUGGCCUUCACCGUUGCUCGUGCUGGUCAGAAGGGUUACCAUCACCGUACCGAAAUCAAUAAGAAGAUCUACCGUAUUGGUGCCGGAAUCCACACCAAGGAUGGCAAGGUUGUCAAGAACAGCGCUGCCACCGAGUACGAUCUGACGGACAAGACAAUCACUCCUAUGGGUGGUUUCCCAUUCUAUGGUGAGAUCAAUAACGAUUUCCUUAUGAUCAAGGGCUGCUGCAUUGGUGCCAAGCGCCGUAUCAUUACCCUCCGUAAGUCGUUGUUGGUGCACACCAAGCGCGCCUCUCUGGAACAGAUCAACCUCAAAUUCAUCGAUACCUCGUCGAAGAUGGGUCAUGGUCGCUUCCAGACGCCGGCUGACAAGCGCGCCUACUACGGUGUCCUCAAGAAGGAUCGUAUCCGCGAGGAGAAGGCACAGGCUGCCGCUGCUGCUGCUGCCGCUAAAUCGUCUGCUUAAGUUCGUUAAUCGUAAGAUGUAUGGUACUGAAAUAAUACAUCUCUAUUAAGCAUAUCAU